AAGAAACUGCCGCCAGACUGAAGAAAAUGGAAUGGCUGCCAGAAGGCUUGCUUUAGGGCUAAGGAAGAUAUGGGACUUCUCCAAGGUCAGCUGACCCAUGCUCUGGCCUGCAGGCACUGCAGCAGCAUUACCUGCCUCCAUAGUCCAGGGAAUCUGGCCAUACUAGUCUUGUUCAUGGUUUGGCAGAUCCGAAGAUGGUGGCAGCUCAGAGGGUGGCAACAGCUUCAGCCCUGGUGCUCUGGAGAUAAAAUGACACAAGGCAAGGGGCUACAACUUCUGUACCAUUUGGCCUUCUUUGAUUGCCUGUGGAAGCAAAAAUCAGAGGAGGAGGAAAAGGAGGAAAAGGAAUGCUUAUCUCUGAAUCCACUAAAACCGUAUCAUCUUUCCAAAGACACUCCUAUUGGAAACGGAUUUUCUACAGCCCCACCACACCCAUCCUGUAGAUCUGAGGGCCGCCCCAGGGCCACAGAGACACAAGAACAAGUACUCAUACAGUCCCCAAGCCCUUCUAGAUCCUUCCCUACUUUCCAGACCCUGACCAACCUACCUGUGAGAAGCAAGAGAGCUUCAGGGAGCUCCCCGCAGCAGACAAAACUCCAGCUCUUCUCGGGUCUUCCCUCUCUAUACAAUGAGUCCUUGAAGACUAUUUUCCUGAGCUCAGAUGGUCCCUCUCCACUAAAGUUGUCUAUUUGUCCUUCUGUCUUUUUAAACAAAGUCCCCUUUCCACCUGCGUACAACCUGCUGCUUCCCUGUUACCACUCCUCAACUUACUAUCCUACCCCUGAAGCCCAUAUUUUGGAAGAUCUGGAAGAAAUAGCACCCGGUUCUCAACUAGUCCAAUCUCCACCUUCCCCUCCUAUACCACUGGUAUCCUCCAAUCUUAAGCCUUUGCUUAAGGGCUACAAGAGAAUCAUACCUGACACAGAGGUACACACACAGUGGUUUACACAGAACAAAGAGGUUCCUUCUGUCUCUGAGAAUCAAGGUCUGUACCCACAGCCUGAACUCCAAAAAUUCAGAUCCUCCACAUUCUUAUAUUCAUCUGAGGUCUGGAGGAAGAGGCCAGGGGACCUCAGACUCCAUCAACAUAAUCCAGAAUUGCCUUUUGCCUUUCUGUUGUAUCCUUUUAACCCUCAGGAAGUCCUAGAUAGGUUUGAGAUGCCAUGGAGAAACAUGAAACAAAAUGAACACCCAAAAGCCUCUGAAACUGCAAUGCCAACUGCAAGCCCACUCCCAAUUUCCCUGACAGAAUGCCAGAGAGUCAACCCCACAGGAGACCUGUCUCAAGUGAAAACUCUCUGCCAAACCACAGUGCAAAAAGAGAACCUUCAGAUCUAUGAGCUUCCAAUCUCAGCCCCUUGCCAACUCACAGUACCCGUGACUGAAGGGACUGGCCCUCCAGGAACUCCCCCUGGAUAUGAAGCUCAGUGGGGCAUCCUAGCAUAUAAAGGCAUUCCCCAAGCUUCUGACCCCCUAAUGCCAGCUUCCUGUCACCCAUCAGGUUCUCUGUCAAAAGUAAAAAAUGUUAACCCCAAAGAAAGACUUUCUGCACCUAAGGAUGUCAGGGAAAACCUGGGAUACAGAGAGCACCCACAUGUUUCUAAGUCUCCAGUGUCAGCGCCAUCCCCUCCUCUAGACACCCUGUCAGACUACCAGAGAGAGAAUCCCCCAGAGGAUGGGUCUGGAUUUAAGCCUCAAUGGGAAUGCAAAGAAACCUCAGGCAGUCCCUGGGCCUCUGAAACUCCAACCCUGGACUUCCACGUGGGUUUCUAUGAAGCCACACCUAUGUGUGUCCCACUGGGAUCUGAGGCUCAACUGAAGGGUACACCUAGUACAGAAAAUCUUUGUGUCUAUGCUGACAUAGUUUCAUCUCCUAGCCUUCCCUCUGUCUCUCUGCCAGACUUUGCAAUAAUGGGCCCCCAAAGAAUCUUAUUAGAGUCUAAAGCUUUAUGGGAGACAAAGGAGCAGAAAAAACACCUGUGGACAUCUGAUUCCUCAUGUCCCCAUAAAACACCUCUAGCCCCCUUUAUAGGACCAAAAAGAAUCAAUACUGUGGAUGAUGUCCCUAGAUCAGAAGCCACAGGGAAGAAUACUGACAACACAAAGAAAUGUUCGUCUUCUGAGCCGCCAUUUCUGAACCUCAACCCAUCGCCAGCUCUUGUACAGCAACCCCUUAGAGUUAGCCCCAUAGAGAACCCACUUAAAUCUAAAGCUUGGUGUGGGCACAUUCAAAGAAAAAAUAACUUCUUGGCCUCUGAGCUCCCAGCUCAGAGCCUAUCCCAGCACCUGCUUGAACCCAGCCCCGAAGGAGUCUUAUCUGACGUUGAGCCUGCUGGAGGGUUCAUGAAGAAUAAAAACCAUUGUGUUUCUGCAUCCCCAGUUUGGGAAUGCAGUCCAUCUCCAAAUUCUGUUCUGAAGUUUCACAUAAGUGAACCUUCUGGAGACCAGUGCAACUGUACGCCUAAGGAGUCAGUAGCAGAGUGGACAAAGGAUUCCUGGGCCAAUGAACUGCCAGGCUCCAGCUUUUUCUCUGCUCUGUCACAAGAGCCACAUUCUGAAACUGAGCUUGUAUGCAGAAAUGUACUAGAAAGAGAAGCCUCCCAGGGCCCCAAUCCUCCAGCAGUGAAUCCUCCGCAACCAACAGCCUGGCCUAUCCAGCCUGGCCUCUCAGAAGCCAAGGCAGAGGCCCCCUCCUCCCAGGGAGAGGCCGUCUCAGAGGUGUCUGACCAUCCUGUGAUCCACGCCUGGCAGUGGAGUAGACAAUUAAAGCUCAGACUGAACAAACUACAGCAGAGCCCCACUUUCAAAUCCCCAGGUUCACAUCACUCAUUUUCCAGCUCCCCAGUUCUUAACCUAACUCUAGAAUCUUGGGGACCUUCCUCUUGUUCCCAACAGAUGCAUCCUCUCAGUCUGCACCCCUGCUCUUCAAGUAGUCAUCCCCCAAAAGUUCAAAGGGCAGAAGCCCUGCCUGUCCAGGCCCCUCAUUGCUUGCACUCCUCUUCUCAGCCUCAGGCACAAGCUUCUGGUAGAGCAGAGCAGCGGUCUCAGAAAAGUAAGAGGCUGAAACGGAAGGCGAUGGUCCAAAUCCCAUCCCCAGGGCUGGGUCAUGUGAAGGCUGAUGAGAACUGUUCAGGCAUGGGAGAGCCCUCAGAUACAGGGCUUCUGGUCUCUGGUAAGAGACAAGACAAGACUUUAGUACUACUUUCAACCCAAAAGAGAGGGAGUUCCAGAAAGUCCAAAGCAGAGAAAUGUGGAAGGACUGCAAGAUUAGGAUCACCCACUAACACAAGGGAAAACAAUCCUGCCCAGGCCUGCAGACCAGCAGAGGCCUCUAUGCCGAGGUUUUCUAGAAAGUUUGAGCAUAAAGCUCAGAGUUCCCCACAUUCGGCCCUUGCUCAGCAGCUUCUCCCAAAUGCUGCUGGGCCCCAGGAUCGGCCAAGGACAGGCCUGGUGGCCGGUGAGACCCAGAAUCCUUGCCCUUUUAAGUGCUGUCCUUGGAUUCCAACAAAGCAGCAGCUCUCAUCCUUAUCACAAGAGGCUCCCCCUACCAGAGGUUUCCAAAAGUUAAUAGAUAAGUUUCUGGGUGUGCAUAGACCUCUGCCAACUAAAUCCAGUCCGUAAAGUAUGGUAAUAUUGGCACCCAGUAUCCCAUAACCCAAACCAAGUCAGGUGUGGGUAGGGAAAUAGAAACAAAUAGAGAAAAGCCUAAUAAAGUAGUUCAACUAG
Mus musculus (house mouse) is the source of this 3726-nucleotide messenger RNA. It is a transcript of the gene Spata31g1, whose product is annotated as SPATA31 subfamily G member 1. The transcript has 2 exons. The coding region runs from base 70 to 3621 and encodes 1183 amino acids. The record is from RefSeq and is marked validated. NCBI's taxonomy places the organism in Eukaryota, Metazoa, Chordata, Mammalia, Rodentia, Muridae.